Salvia miltiorrhiza (redroot sage) is the source of this 1475-nucleotide messenger RNA. RefSeq names its product GCN5-related N-acetyltransferase 6, chloroplastic-like. Bases 637 to 1266 code for a protein of 209 amino acids. Lineage: Eukaryota; Viridiplantae; Streptophyta; Magnoliopsida; Lamiales; Lamiaceae. The transcript has 9 exons. The record is from RefSeq and is a predicted model, not a curated record. Gene Ontology annotation, molecular function: acyltransferase activity, transferring groups other than amino-acyl groups.
UUUCGUGGUGACAUGGCAUAAAUAUACUCGCUUGACAUGAAUACGCUUGUUUGACAUAAAUAUGACCGUGUUAAAAAAUAGAAUUGACAUCGUAUUGUGUAGUUGGAUUGAAAUGACAUCGUUUCAUGCCCAAAGUUUGGUCAGAAAAUGAGUAAAUAUGCAAAUUGAGAAAAAAAUCAAUAGUUGAGUAAUUUUAAUAAAGAUUUUAAAGUUCGUGUGCAAAAUGAGAAUUUGUUGAAAGUUUAGUUAUAUGCAAUUAACCCUAACCUUAAACAUUUGAGGAAUCUAAUAAUUGUUUGGAACAUGUACUUUAGCAUUCUAAUUAGGUAUGAAUCGAAGUCCAUCAAUGCAAUGUUCAAGAUAAAACCUCCUGGAAAAUCUGAGGAUCAAUCCUUAUCUUAAGUUGGUUGAGAUGUGAAGGAAGAAUGUCUCUUUCUAGUUGUCAUCCAUAAAAGUAGAUUGCUUGUAUUUCUCCCGGAACCUCUUCCUCCUCGAUACUAUCGACAGAAGCAUUUAGAAGUUCACUGUAAUAAAGAAAAAAACACACAGAACUUGGCUCUUCCUAAGAAUGAGAUAUCAAAGCUGCCUGAGCUCUACUUUGACCGACUGCAGCUUACUGACCAUGAAUGUACAGGGAUGCGAAGGCGAGAAUUUGGUCAUUUUGUUGCUCGUAAAGCUAUACUGGAUGAAGAAUAUUGGACAGCAGCAUGGCUCCGAGCAGAAGCCCAUUGGGAAUCCUUGUCUUAUAUGAGGCAUGUUGAUAGUUACAAAAGAAAGUAUGCCGAGGAGGAGUUCUAUGCUUUGAAGCGAAGAUGUCAUGGACAAGACGGGAAGUCAUUGAACUGCUUCUGUUUUGUUGCAAUUAAGAAAGAAGAUAAAAAUGUCCGGAGAACAGUCCUGAACAGUAUAGUGGGAACUUUGGAUUUAAAUAUCAAGCAAUUCAGGCAAGGGGAAACACAUCCUGGGAAAUCAAAGAAACUUUCUGCAGUUUUGGCUGGCCAAGAGCCCUUUGAUUCCCGUAAAUAUGCUUACAUCGCUAAUGUUUGUGUGGCAAAGUUUGCUCGACGCCGGGGCAUUGCUUCGAACAUGUUAUACUUGGCUGCUGAUGUAGCCACAACGGCAGGGAUGAAGCAGCUUUUUGUUCACGUAAAUGCAGAUAACAAUCCUGCACAGGAUCUGUACAAAAAAAUUGGUUUUCAAGUCGUUGAGGAGGCUUCUUCUUCGACGUCCGAAGAUGAGAAGAUACUGAUGUCCAUGGAACUGUAAUCUCUGAUGUCAGGUGAUGCUGCCUCAUAUUGUACAGUGCUCUAAAUUCUUUAAGUCAACUACUUGUUGGUUUUCUGUGUGUGUAGUUUUUAAUAAAUGAUUAGGUAUAUAUAUAGAGAGAGAAGGUUUAGCACAACGUUGCAAACUGUAAUUACAAUUGUAUAUGAACUUGAGUUAAAUUAAGUUGCAUGCUUGUUGCAUUGCUUUAA